This is a messenger RNA of Lachancea lanzarotensis, 654 nucleotides long. RefSeq names its product LALA0S09e04874g1_1 (gene YAF9). Gene Ontology annotation, biological process: regulation of transcription by RNA polymerase II; chromatin remodeling. NCBI's taxonomy places the organism in Eukaryota, Fungi, Ascomycota, Saccharomycetes, Saccharomycetales, Saccharomycetaceae. Gene Ontology annotation, cellular component: NuA4 histone acetyltransferase complex; Swr1 complex. Gene Ontology annotation, molecular function: histone binding. Bases 1 to 654 code for a protein of 217 amino acids. The transcript has a single exon. The record is from RefSeq and is a predicted model, not a curated record.
AUGGGCCCUGUACCAGCCAAACGAAUCAAGACUUUGUCGGUAGCUCGUCCGAUCAUACAUGGAAAUUCUGCUAAGAAAAUGGGCGAUGUAAAGCCUCCAAACGCGCCAGUGGAACAUACACAUAUAUGGACAAUCUUUGUAAAGGGACCCAACGGCGAAGAUCUAUCGGAUAUCAUAAAAAGCGUGGUUUUCAAGCUGCAUGAGACAUACCCGAACCCAGUGCGAACGGUAGAUGCUCCACCAUUCGAGCUAACGGAAACCGGAUGGGGUGAAUUCGAAAUCAAUGUCAAAAUUCAUUUUGUAGAGGCCGCGGGCGAGAAGCCCAUCAGUUUCUACCACCAUUUGAGACUGCACGAAUAUCGUAAUCCGCUAGCCACGAACGGCGCUACAGGUGGAAAUAUCGUCUCUACUAAGAACGCCGAUGUCGAAUCGAUAUUUUAUGAUGAAGUCGUCUUCAAUGAACCCAACGAGGACUUUUUCAAAGUACUAAUAGCCAAACCAGGGUAUCUGCUUCCUUCCAACAAGAGUGAUAAAGUCAUUUUCUCGAAACAGCUCGAGAGAGAGGAAAUAGACCGCAUCAAAAUCGGCAUCGGGAAAGUCGACGAAGAAACAGAAGUUUUACGGAAAAAACUGGCGAAACUGACCAAGAGUUGA